This is a messenger RNA of Protomyces lactucae-debilis, 1041 nucleotides long. RefSeq lists its product as uncharacterized. Gene Ontology annotation, biological process: mRNA cis splicing, via spliceosome. The record is from RefSeq and is a predicted model, not a curated record. NCBI's taxonomy places the organism in Eukaryota, Fungi, Ascomycota, Taphrinomycetes, Taphrinales, Protomycetaceae. Gene Ontology annotation, cellular component: precatalytic spliceosome. The transcript has a single exon. The coding region runs from base 1 to 1041 and encodes 346 amino acids. Gene Ontology annotation, molecular function: nucleic acid binding.
AUGUCGCUCUACUCUUCUUUUCACAACCCGGACAGCCCUGCGAAAGGACAGCCUGCUCCCCGCAAAGAGAAAGCAUCGCUCUAUCAUGACACGCCAGUAAUGGCCGAAUUGCCUGAACACCUUGCUAGGCGCUCUCCCUCUGUCGAAAAGCCUUCUUCAUUACACAGCUACAAUGCAGCACUUCAAUUUUAUCCGCCACGAAGGAAGACUGUGGACAAGCAAGCUAAAACAAGUCGGCCUUUGCAUACCACAGCCGCCGUUCUACCAUUUGUUGCGCCUACAAAGGCCUAUGAAGCUUAUACGAACUACGACUUGGAAGAUGUCGCUGAAGAGUAUCGUCAAAGCAAAAAGCAAAAGAUUAAAAAGGUUGCGCCUGCGAAGACCAGUCUGAUUGACUGGCGAGCAAGCUAUGACCCACGCCGGCCGAUUGAGUUGAGUGACUGGCUAUUGAGUGAUGAGCGACUUGAAGAGCUUGAAGAGUGGAAGAAGGUCAAACAGAGGCGGCUUGCAGCCUCGAUUGUCAAUGCUGACGACACAGAGGCAUUGCCACCGCCGACUCCCGGUAUUCAGCAAAAGAGGCGGUCUGUUUCUCCGCAACAAAGGCCUCCCACACAGCCUAGUCUUGCGCCUGGACAAAAGGGUUUUGCAGCACGCUAUAUGGCCGCUCAGGGUUGGCGUAAAGGAGACGGUCUAGGCACAGCAGGUCAAGGUCGUCUUGCUCCGCUCUUUGUAAGGCCGGGCAAAGAUGGUAUCGGUCAAGUAAUCGACAAGGACCGCCAAACGCCUCGAGAACGGCCAAGUAGAUCAAUCUUGCUCAUGGGACUCGUCAAAGCCGGGCAGGAAGUGGAUGAGAUGCUACAGCAAGAUAUUGGAGAUGCCUGUACCGCGAGUUAUGGCGCUGUGGAGCGUGUUCAGUUGGACUGGCGGACUGGCAGAGUCGUGAUUACCUUUGUGGAUAUGCAAAAUGCCGCCCAGUGUGUCUCUAGCAUUGGAUCUCGGCGAUUUUGGGGCGAGACGGUGCAUGCCAGCUUCAUCACAUAG